Messenger RNA from Caenorhabditis remanei, 1908 nucleotides. RefSeq lists its product as uncharacterized. The coding region runs from base 1 to 1908 and encodes 635 amino acids. The transcript has 9 exons. The record is from RefSeq and is a predicted model, not a curated record. NCBI's taxonomy places the organism in Eukaryota, Metazoa, Nematoda, Chromadorea, Rhabditida, Rhabditidae.
AUGAAUAACUCUAUGCUAUCCUACUUUUAUACUCCUCGUUUUCUAAAUGACGCUUUGAAUUUGAUGACAUGUAUCGAGAUUCCGAUUCACAUCCUCGGAGUAUACUGUAUCUUAUACAAGACUCCUGACUCGAUGAAAUCAGUGAAAUGGAGCAUGUUCAAUCUGCUUUUUUGGAGUGUCAUCCUAGAUCUGGGAGUUAGUGUUCUCACUUCUCCCUUCUUACUGUUCCCAACUUUCUCCGGAUAUCCAUUGGGAGUAUUGAAGUAUGUAGGAGUUUCUACUGAAGUUCAGACUUAUAUGAUAGUGAUGGUUUACGCAAUGGUUGGUACUGCAAUCCUAACAUUAUUUGAAAACCGCUUUUUCCUCAUGUUUGCACGAUAUCAUCCUUGGCGUCGAUAUCGUUCGAUAUUCCUGCUCAUAAACUAUAUUCUUGCAGCAUUUUUCUUUAUUCCAGCAUACUUCGCGAUUCCAGAACAAACAGAAGCUCUUCAGAAAGUUUUCAAUGUUCUACCAAAACUACCUGAAGUCAUUCUCAAUGCUCCAUUAUUCGUUUUGGCUACUGACUUGAGCCUAGUUUUACUCUCUGUCUUGUUCAUGGCCAUAUUACUGGUCACCGAAAAUGCGGCAUUUGUUAUCUUGCUGUACUGUAAAAUGAAGAUUCGGACAAGAAGAAUGUCAACUUCGCAAUAUACGUUGAACUUGCAGAAGAAGUUUUUGAGAGCAAUUUAUAUUCAGGUGUCCACUCCUUUUCUGAUCCUCAUCACUCCACUCACCUACACGUUCUUCUCUGUAGUAUUCGGAGUUUACAACCAAGCGGCCAACAACAUGUGUACUAUUCUCUUCGCAUUCCAUGGACUGACAUCUACUAUCACUGUUUUAUUAUUCCACAAAUCUUAUCGAAAAGCUUGUUUUGGAUUAAUAACCUUCGACAUGUUUCAAAAAGGAACUACCUCGAGUGUUGUGGUUCCGAGUAGAUCAACGGGUGUGAAGAGCUCCGUCUGCCGGAGGAUUCCAUCGACACGAACUGAAUCACUGAACUCAAAAUCUAAAUCUGUUUUUGUUACUAUUAUUGUAAUGUUACCGUCUGUUGCAUUUGCAUGGACAAUAUUCGGCUGGUAUCACAAUCAAGCGCUCAACAACUUCAUAAUGAUAGUUCUUGCUCAAUAUGGGAUUGGAUCUACUAUUGUCAUGAUAUCAGUUCACAAACCCUACCGAGACAUUAUUAUCGAUAAACUAUGCAGAUGCCCCUGUUUGCCAAAAAAGAAAUCUUCGAAAUUCAGAAACUAUCGGUUUCUUUUAUUAUUCUUUGCUCUUUUCAACUUGACUUAUUCUGUGGUCAAUGUGAUUGUUCCGUUGGAUAUUCACAGCUAUCGUUACUGUUUCUUCCUGAUUCUCAAAGAUGGCUGGUUUGUGGAAUCGUCCGAAUUCAAUUUCCAUUUGAUGACUGGAAGAUGUUCUUUGGUUGCAGCUAGUUACGCUAUUCUUCUCAUUCAUUUCAUUUAUCGAUAUCUUGCAAUCCAUAAUUCCAGUUUCACCAAACAAAACUUUCAUCUAUAUAUGACAUUCGCAGUGUUUGUUUUUGCAUUGUACUUUGGAGUCUGGCACGCGAUUUGUUACUUUCCCGGUCGUGCUAACAUGGAAAUCCGGCAGUACAUUCGUGAGGAGUUUCGUGAGACUUAUGGGAAUGAUUCCAUGGAUUUCAACAUGUUGGGAGCGCUGUUUCACGAGGGUUCUGAUGAAACCAGAGGCUUCAACUACGUCGAGGUCAGUGCUCUCGGAGUAUUCGCAUUUGUGGAUCCAGUGGCAAUUAUUCUAUGUCUUCCUAUUUUCCGUCUCAGAAUAUUCCACAUUUGUCGUGGUGGUUCGAUGUUUUCAUCAGCGAAAUCCAGCUCGGCACAAUCUAAUUGA